This is a messenger RNA of Asparagus officinalis (garden asparagus), 219 nucleotides long. RefSeq names its product acylpyruvase FAHD1, mitochondrial. Gene Ontology annotation, molecular function: acetylpyruvate hydrolase activity. The record is from RefSeq and is a predicted model, not a curated record. Gene Ontology annotation, cellular component: mitochondrion. Lineage: Eukaryota; Viridiplantae; Streptophyta; Magnoliopsida; Asparagales; Asparagaceae. The transcript has 2 exons. The annotation marks the transcript as partial.
GAGCCGGUGCUGUUCAUGAAGCCCACGUCAUCGUACCUCGCCAGUGGAGGCACGAUCCAGAUCCCCCAUCCGUUGGAGUCGCUGGAUCACGAGGUGGAGCUUGCUGUUGUGAUCGGUCAGAAGGCUCGCGAUGUGGAGGAAUAUACUGCCAUGGAUUACGUUGGAGGUUAUGCACUUGCAUUGGAUAUGACUGCAAGAGAAAUCCAAGCAUCUGCUAAG